AGCAAGGUCAGUCUGCAUGUUGAACAUUUGGUUUAAAAGACACAUAUCUUAACAUAUUGAAAAUGAAUGUGAAGAUAGGAAGAGAAGCUAAGGACAGGCAAAAGAGAGAGGAGGAGAGAAGGAUGAAGGCAGAGAAGAGUGAUUUGAUCUUUGGUCUGGUGGAGGAGAGGAAAGCAGUAAGGGGUAAGGUGUUGGACACAACACUGAACCCUGGCAUUAGGAUUGAGAAAGCAGCCAGAUUAAGAAACAUCAGGUUGGGUCAGUCAGUCAGGGCCAGAGAAGAGAAGAAAGAAAAGGAGGAGGAUUUAGGCAUGAAUGAAGAUAAAUUGAAAGAAAAGCUUAGAUUGGAGAAGGAGGCCAGGGUUAGGGAGGAGGGGAAAAGAAAGGAGAAGGAAAGAAAGGAGCAGGCCAUAGUGAAGGAAACCAGGAUGAGGAAGAUCAUGUUGGAGGAGUUGGCCAGGGUUAAAGAAGUGGAGAAGGAAAUGGAGGAGGAGAAUAGAACCAAAGAGGUUCUAUUAAAAGAAGCCAAGCAGAGGACUCUCAGGUUGGAGAAGGAGGCCAUGGUUAGACGAACAGUGAACAUGGAGGAAAGCAAAAGAAACCACAUGGCUAUUUUGGAAGAAGCCAGGCUGAGAACGCUCAGGCUAAAGGAGGAGACCAGGCUUAGGGAAGAGGAGAAGAAAAGGGAGGAGGAGAAUAGAGAGAAAAUGGCUUUAGUGAAACUGGACUGGAGGAGAAAGCUCAUGUUGGAGAAGGCCAUGGUUAGAGAAGAGAGGCGGAUUGAGGCGGAUGAAAGAAAGAGGGAUGUUCAAUUGAAAAAGUCCAAGAUGAAGACCAGGUUAAACCAGGAGGCCAGAAUUAAAGAGGUGAAAAAGAUGGAAGAUGAGAGAAAAAAGGAAGUUUUAUUGAAGAAGGCCAAGGUAACAACUCUGAGGUUGGAGGAGGAGGCCAAGGUGAGAAUGAAGGGGAGGAGAAGAAAAGAAGUGAGCUCAGUUUAGAGGAGGAGGCCGUUGUUAAGGAGGAGGAAAAGAGUGUAGAGGGCAAAAGAAAUAAACAUUUUAUAAAAGAGGAAGUUUGGGAGAGAGAAUGAGGCCAAGGUAAGGGGGAGAAGAGAAGUGGAAAGAAAGAGGAAGGAAACCAAAGUAAAAGUAGAUAAUAUGAGACUGAGUAAGGAGGAGAGAAAGAUGGUGGCAAGGCUGGCAGAGGAGUCCUGAUUAAAAGAGGCCCAUAUGGUCGAGACCAAAACCUUGGCAGUAAACAGUCAUUGUGGGGCAAGAGAACAGGAGGACAUGACAAGGCCUCAGAAAUAGAUACAUCUAUUACUUUGUGAAGUAAUGAUCCUUGAGAAAGGACUGAAGAGAACUUAAAAGAAAAGGAGUUAAAAGUCCUGCUGUGCCCGGUAGAUCCAGAGGGACAUAAUGCUGGACCUACAAAGAUGGUGCGAAGAGCCCCAAAUGCACCUGGCAAAAGACCCAGAGUCCCGACUGCACCCAACGAGAUGCCUAGUGCCUUGGAAGUGACCAACUAGAUUCCCAGUGCCCGGACAAAUCCAAGCAAGCCUCCCAGGGCCCCGACCGAGCCAGGCGAGCCUCCCAGGGCCCCGACCGAGCCAGGCGAGCCUCCCAGGGCCCCGACCUAGCCAGGCGAGCCUCCCAGUGCCCCGUCAGAGCCAGAAGAGCCUCCCAGUGCCCCGUCAGAGCCAGAAGAGCCUCCCAGUGCCCCGUCAGAGCCAGAAGAGCCUCCCAGUGCCCCGUCAGAGCCAGACGAGCCUCCCAGCACCACUGCAGCGAUCGACGAGCCUCCUAAUGCCCUGGCAGAGCCUGACGAGCCUCCCCAAGUCUAGCCAAGCUAGGCGAGCAUCCUAGCUCCCAAACCGAGCCAGAUGAGCCUCCCAGCAACCCAGCAGCUAUCGACAAGCCAGCUAAUGCCCCAGGGUUGACACUGCCUCUCUAUGAAAGGGGUUUGCCUUUUCUGUUUGAUUUCUCCCUCACAUCCUCAUAGUUCUUUUUUGUUAAUAAAACGGCCACCAGUGCUCUGAACACACCUUCUGUGUACGUUCCCAGUGUCUCUCCAAGUUACAGUAGAUACUCAAAGUCUGUGCAUCAGUCUUACCUGGAAGGUACACUACAGCCAAUGAGCGCUUAACGUUGUUAUCCGCUGUCAAAUGUUAAGGAAUGCCUUAGAAAUAAAUGACUGCUGCUACACUACUCACAUUGCGUCACAUUCAGUGGCAUUCAGUAGUUUUACAUAAAGUUUCUUGUUUACCAGAAUUAAUGGAAUCUUUAUCACUAAAUCUGUUUCUCUCAAGAACAAGGUAAGAGUGAAAACCUGCAGACACUCGUCCCACCAUGGAACCAGUUUGACACCUGUGCAAUACAGCAACAUUCAGUAGAGAUGGAAUAGACUGUUCUCACUAUAAACAUUCUGCUGUCCAGUCAUCAGCACCGUUGUAAUGCAUUCGUGUCAGCAUGGACUAACAACCCAGUAGAACAUUCCAGACACCUUAUAGAGUCCAUGCCCUGAAGAGUAAUUCAGGCUCUUCUGGGAGUAUGGGGGAGGGGUUUCAAGGGUGGGAACAAGGUUUCCAUCAGGGGGUAGUCUAUGAAGCCACUUAUAAAGCCAGAAGAAAACAAGUUAUCCUGGCCAUCCUCAAUGUUGUGGCCAGUUGGAACAUUGUUGAGACCAAUGGCUCUAUUGAACAAAGACAGUCAUAUCUACUGGCCCCUCCUUCCUUUGAGCGAUUGGCGAAAGACAAAGGCCAAAAUAAUUGAUAGAAAACAUGACUCCAUUCAUUUUGUAAUCAAACAGCAGGCUCAAUCAACUGUUUGUUGAACUGUCCUGGUGCAAAUGUAUAAAAUACUGCUCUGGUGCAUUAUUAUGUUUGAAUUAGCACUCACAAAUUAUCACAAAUUAUCAAUUUUCAGUCACUCAUAAUGUUUUAGGGAGACAGAAAAAAGAAAACACCCCAACAGUGUCUAGCUGUGGAUUAUCCUUUUAAGGAAAUGCAGAAACACUAUUUAAAGGGAAUUACUCUAUUAAGGAACAUGCUAACGUGCCAUAUUGCCAUAUAUUAUAAUUUUAUGACAGAUGUAUUAUUUCUAACAUAAAUAAUUAGUACAUUAAGUAGGCCAAUUUGGCCUUUGAACCCCAAAGAGGAAGCAACAAUAAGAAAUUGAUGCACAGUGGUUAGGAAGAAAUUCCUUACCAGCGUUGGAACUAGUAAGAAAUGUAGCGCUGGAUUCUGCAGUGGCCAGUGAAAGACCAGUGUGUGAAUGCCAGGAUUGUCAUGGGAAAUCAACCCUAUUGGGUUGUUGUGGGAAAAACGUGACUGUAUGGUAAGUAGGAAGUGCCCAUCAAGCCAAUCUAACUUGAGGGGGAUGCUUUAAGAAGCAUGUAUUGAAAUCUCUUCAGAUUACCUCCACAAAUUGACAAUUUGAAUGCCAAAGGCCUGCAAAUUUGUAAUUGCUGAUGGAGGAUUCCUUGAUAAAAGCAAACUUUGAAGGAUACAAUCAUUAUUUUAUAAAAAAUAUUUUGAAUCUUGUUAAUGACUUUUUUCCUGUUCAAACUUCAUGGAAAACAAGGAUAUUUGUAAGUGACCCCAAACUUGAAUGCUAUUUUGACUAAGGUGUGUAAGUCCCCUUGUACCUGGAAACUCAGAGACAUUGUAAAACAAGAAACCAGACAAGCCGAAUUCGGCCGGUCCGCAUAAAGAAGGUAAUGAUCAUUGUUACCUUCACAUGGAUUAAAACCUGAGUCUCUCACAUAAAUGGCUGUCUUUAACCACUACACCAUGGAGCUACACAUCUGCUGAGUUUGUUAGACACCAUUAAGCAUUGUGUUUAACUGAGUAACGUUUCUUAUUAAGUUUACCUCCACCACAAAUAGGAAAUAGCACCAGAGAAUCGUGUAGUCGGUGACGUUUUUGUCUAUCCUGAGUAAAUCCUAAUGCGUAAUUCGAAAAUGCACCAAAAAGUG
Esox lucius (northern pike) is the source of this 3975-nucleotide messenger RNA. RefSeq names its product stress response protein NST1-like. The record is from RefSeq and is a predicted model, not a curated record. The coding region runs from base 63 to 998 and encodes 311 amino acids. NCBI's taxonomy places the organism in Eukaryota, Metazoa, Chordata, Actinopteri, Esociformes, Esocidae. The transcript is spliced from 2 exons.